Messenger RNA from Paramecium tetraurelia, 270 nucleotides. RefSeq lists its product as uncharacterized. The transcript has a single exon. The record is from RefSeq and is a predicted model, not a curated record. NCBI's taxonomy places the organism in Eukaryota, Ciliophora, Oligohymenophorea, Peniculida, Parameciidae. The annotation marks the transcript as partial.
AAAGAGGUUAGUGAAUGUGAUUUAAAUUUCACUUCAACUUCAAGUUUUAAUGUGUGUUUCAAUUUUAAAUUCUGGUUCAGUUCUAUAUUUAAUUUACUUCGCUGUUACUUCAACACAUUUACUCUUUAAAACAAAAAAUUAGUUAGUAAUAAUAAAAACACUUAAAUAAAAGUGAUAUUAUAGAUCUAAUAAUAUGAAUAUUAAAAACAAUUAUCAUGUAAGCCAAGCGUAUUGAAGAGUAACAAUAAUAUGCAUCUCAUAUCUAGAUGA